This is a messenger RNA of Quercus robur (English oak), 1167 nucleotides long. RefSeq names its product alcohol dehydrogenase 1-like. Gene Ontology annotation, cellular component: cytosol. Gene Ontology annotation, molecular function: S-(hydroxymethyl)glutathione dehydrogenase [NAD(P)+] activity; zinc ion binding. Gene Ontology annotation, biological process: formaldehyde catabolic process. The transcript has 11 exons. The coding region runs from base 25 to 1167 and encodes 380 amino acids. The record is from RefSeq and is a predicted model, not a curated record. NCBI's taxonomy places the organism in Eukaryota, Viridiplantae, Streptophyta, Magnoliopsida, Fagales, Fagaceae.
ACAAUAUAGCACAUUUCAAAUACCAUGUCAAGCACAGCCGGUCAGGUCAUUAAGUGCAGAGCCGCGGUGGCGUGGGAGGCUGGAAAGCCAUUAGUGAUUGAAGAAGUGGAGGUGGCACCACCUCAGGCAAAUGAAGUCCGCAUCAAGAUUCUCUUCAACGCACUCUGCCACUCUGAUGUUUACUUUUGGGAAGCUAAAGGGCAGACACCGUUGUUUCCUCGUAUAUUGGGUCAUGAAGCUGGAGGAGUGGUGGAGAGUGUAGGUGAAGGUGUGACUGAGCUCAAACCAGGAGACCAUGUUCUCCCAUGCUUCACUGGAGAAUGUGGGGAUUGUCGCCACUGUCAUUCAGAGGAGAGCAACUUGUGUGAAACUCUUCGGUUCAAUAAUGUCAGGGGUGUUAUGCUCAAUGAUGGCAAGACAAGAUUCUCCAAAAAUGGACAGCCCAUUUACCACUUUCUUGGCACCUCCACAUUUAGCGAAUACACUGUUGUUCAUGUUGGCUGUGCUGCCAAGAUCAACCCUGAAGCCCCACUUGACAAAGUUUGUGUACUUAGUUGUGGAGUAUCCACAGGUAUGGGUGCCACUUUGAAUGUUGCAAAACCCGAAAAGGGUCAAUCUGUAGCCGUCUUUGGAUUGGGUACUGUUGGCCUUGCAGCUUGUGAAGGCGCAAGGAUGGCUGGGGCUGGAAGAAUCAUUGGUGUUGAUCUGAACCCUGGUCGUUUCAAUGAGGCCAAAAAGUUUGGUGUUACUGAUUUUGUGAAUCCAAAAGAUCAUGACAAGCCAGUUCAAGAGGUGAUUGCUGAGAUGACCGAUGGAGGAGUGGAUCGGGCUGUUGAAUGUACUGGAAGCUUCAAGGCCAUGAUCCAAGCAUUUGAAUGCGUUCAUGAUGGUUGGGGUGUUGCAGUACUUGUUGGAGUACCAGGUAACGAUGACGCAUUUACGACUCAUCCUAUGAAUUUUUUGAAUGAGAGGACACUUAAGGGUACUGCUUUUGGCAAUUACAAGCCCCGCACUGAUCUUCCUACUCAGGUGGAAAAGUACAUGAAAAAGGAGUUGGAAGUGGAGAAAUUUAUCACUCACUCAGUCCCUUUCUCGGAGAUCAACAAAGCGUUUGAUUACUUGCUGAAAGGACAGUCUAUCCGAUGCAUUAUCCGCAUGGAAGCUUAA